Messenger RNA from Arachis ipaensis, 1440 nucleotides. Its product is annotated as 2-hydroxyisoflavanone dehydratase. Gene Ontology annotation, molecular function: hydrolase activity. Lineage: Eukaryota; Viridiplantae; Streptophyta; Magnoliopsida; Fabales; Fabaceae. The record is from RefSeq and is a predicted model, not a curated record.
GUGUGCUUUUAAAUGGGGUAGAUAUAGAUUUGCCACCAUCCACUACCUUGAAGCAGAUAAUAAUAUUAUCAAAUCACUGGGUAGGUAGGGCGGCACGAGGAAGCCAACAAGUUUUGGGUUUUCCAUUACCAUUUCAUUGAAGUGACGUUUGACUUUUGUUGUUAUUGUUAUUUUGACUCAAUUAGCCACUUGAGUUGAUUAUUAUUAGUAAAUAAGAAAUUAACUAAUUAUGCAGUAUUAAAAAUCAGAAUAAAAUGCUCUGUUUUCUUGCACCUACCCCUGUUUCUUCUUCACACCACUCUCUCUGUUUUCUAUUCCCUCAAAACUUGAAUGGCUUCUUCAACCACCACCAAGGAGAUAGACAGAGAGCUUCCACCUCUUCUGAGAGUUUACAAGGACGGAACCGUUGAACGCUUUCUAGGCUCUUCGUAUGUGCCACCUUCACCACAAGACCCAGACACUGGAGUUUCAUCCAAAGACAUCGUCAUAUCAGAGAACCCUUUAAUCUCUGCAAGGCUUUACCUUCCAAAACUUGAAAACCAUCACCAGAAGCUUCCAAUCUUGGUCUACUUCCACGGCGGCGCGUUUUGCCUCGAAUCCGCAUUCUCCUUCCUCCACCAACGCUACCUCAACAUCAUAGCUUCACAAGCAAAGGUUCUCGUAGCUUCCAUAGAGUACAGGCUCGCACCAGAACACCCUCUUCCUGCUGCAUAUGAAGAUGGAUGGUAUGCACUGAAUUGGAUCAGUUCCAACAAGAGCGAGCCAUGGUUGAUGAAUCAUGGAGAUUUCAACAGAUUCUACAUAGGAGGUGACACUUCGGGUGCAAACAUAGCACACUACUUAUUGCUCCGCGUUGACCAGUUACCGAACCAAGUCAAAAUCUCAGGGGCAGUGCUUGCUUUUCCAUUGUUCUGGAGUUCAAAGCCGAUUCUGAACGAAGCAGUUGAAGGACAUGAAGAGAGCUCAGCAAUGCAGGUGUGGAAAUUCGUGUACCCUGAUGCACCGGGUGGUAUUGACAACCCACUGAUAAAUCCAUUGGCACCUGGUGCAGCCAGCUUGAAGGAGCUUGGGUGCCCUAAAAUUCUGAUCUUUGUUGCUGGCAAAGAUGAGCUUAGGGACAGAGGGAUUUGGUACUGUGAUGCUGUGAAGAAGAGUGGGUGGAAUGGUGACGUGGAACUUAUUGAAGUUGAAGGAGAGGAACACUGUUUUCAGAUCUAUCAUCCUCAAACUCAUAACUCCAACAACAUGAUUAGUCGCAUAGCCUCUUUCCUUGUUUGACCAUACAUGUUUCUGAUUAUUAUGAAUAAGUAUAUUGAGCAGUGGCAAUAAAUUUGGGGAACAAUUAUUACAAGUUAAUCGAUCAUAAUAAUUAUAGUAAAAUGUAAUAUGUUUUUGGUACCAAAACAGAUAUACAAUACAAGGGCUAUGCUUUAUAUAUAA